AUCUGAUGCUGUUGUGGAAGUGACGUCGGUUAGAGUAGUCUGUGUUGUGUGUCUCAGUUGGAGCUGUAUUAAGGAAGCAUAGAGCGGAGAAUGGCGGGCCUGUGGAGAUCCUACCAGGCUCUUAUGACCAGGCAUCCAUGGACUGUCCAGAUAAUCACAGCCGGCACGCUGGUGGGGGUGGGUGAUGUCAUCUCCCAGCAGGUGCUUGAGAGGCGGGGUCUGGCCAAUCACAACGUGACACGGACGGCCAAGAUGAUGAGCAUCGGAUUCUUCUUCGUCGGCCCUGCAAUAGGUAGCUGGUACAAGGUUCUGGACAAGCUGGUCACUGGGGGGACGAAAAGUGCUGCCAUGAAGAAAAUGCUUGUUGAUCAGUUGUGCUUUGCACCGUGUUUCCUGGGUGCCUUCCUGGGGAUCUCUGGAACCUUGAAUGGACUGACUGUGGAGGAGAACGUUGCCAAGCUCAAGAGGGACUACACAGAUGCCUUGAUCUCAAAUUACUAUCUAUGGCCUGCAGUCCAGAUUGCAAACUUCUAUUUUAUCCCACUGCACCAUCGAUUGGCUGUGGUCCAGAUUGUAGCUAUCGGCUGGAAUUCCUACUUGUCCUGGAAAGCCAAUAAGAUGUGAUGGAUAUUUCAGGACCCGCCCUACCUCACACAUAUAGGACUAUCAAUGAGACUUUUACACCUGCAAAUAGUGUUAUACACUGAAUCCAGAAAGCUGUGAAUCGCACACUAAAGUUAGCGGUCAGGAAAAAAAUUGUUAACAAACACUAUGAAAUAUUCAAACUUUAAAAA
Oncorhynchus mykiss (rainbow trout) is the source of this 794-nucleotide messenger RNA. Its product is annotated as mitochondrial inner membrane protein MPV17. Lineage: Eukaryota; Metazoa; Chordata; Actinopteri; Salmoniformes; Salmonidae. The record is from RefSeq and is a predicted model, not a curated record. Gene Ontology annotation, cellular component: mitochondrion; membrane; cytoplasm. Gene Ontology annotation, molecular function: channel activity. Gene Ontology annotation, biological process: regulation of mitochondrial DNA metabolic process.